Labrus bergylta (ballan wrasse) is the source of this 1837-nucleotide messenger RNA. RefSeq names its product eukaryotic translation initiation factor 4ea (gene eif4ea). Gene Ontology annotation, molecular function: translation initiation factor activity; RNA 7-methylguanosine cap binding. NCBI's taxonomy places the organism in Eukaryota, Metazoa, Chordata, Actinopteri, Labriformes, Labridae. Gene Ontology annotation, cellular component: eukaryotic translation initiation factor 4F complex; cytoplasm. The record is from RefSeq and is a predicted model, not a curated record. Gene Ontology annotation, biological process: translational initiation.
AUGCGUCAUGGAGAGUACCAGAUGGUCCAAUCAGCUAUUUUAACAAACGCCAAAAAGAAAUCCCUUUGUGAGUUCCUGAAGAUGGCGACCGCUCUGCUGGUGUCGGCUUCAGUUCCUACAAAUCCUGAAAAGGAAAAAUGUGUGGUGAUGAUUCAAAAGGUUCUGAGUCCUGAAGCUUACAUCAAGCAUCCAUUACAAAACAGGUGGGCUCUUUGGUUUUUCAAGAACGACAAAAGCAAAACAUGGCAAGCCAACCUGCGCCUCAUCUCCAAGUUCGACACGGUGGAAGAUUUCUGGGCAUUAUACAAUCACAUUCAGCUGUCCAGUAACCUGAUGUCUGGCUGUGACUACUCGCUGUUCAAGGAUGGCAUCGAGCCCAUGUGGGAGGAUGACCGCAAUCGACGAGGUGGUCGCUGGCUGAUAACGCUCUCCAAGCAGCAACGCAGAGCAGACCUGGACCGGUUCUGGUUGGAGACGCUCCUGUGCCUCGUGGGCGAAGCCUUUGAUGACUCCAGUGACGACGUGUGUGGCGCCGUCAUCAACGUCCGGGCCAAAGGAGAUAAGAUAGCGGUAUGGACCACGGACUUCGAGAACAAAGAGGCCAUCACACACAUAGGGCGAGUGUACAAAGACAGAUUAGGAGUCCCGCCAAAAGUGGUCAUCGGGUACCAGUCACAUGCAGACACGGCCACCAAGAGCGGCUCCUCCACCAAGAACAAGUUUGUUGCCUGAGGACAGACGACCGCCAUCAUCGUCUUCAUUCUUCUUCUUCUGUUUAAAACUUCUCUAGUUUUUUUCUUCUCUGUGAAUGUGACCGCCGCGUUCGUCCACAGAGACACAUCUGGAGCGUCCAUCUCGCCGUCUUUGUUGCCACGUUACCAAAGCCUUUGUUUACCAUUAAGGGGAGAUUCGUGCCGUUACACAUGAAGCACAUUUUGUUGUUGUUGUUGUUGUUGUUGUUGUUUGUGUUGCCGGGCUGAAGAAGGGUGUAAAAAAAAAAAAAAAAAAAAAAAGUAUUCUGAUGUCGAGAUUUGAUUUCAGCCGCGCUUGAAUAUAUUUAUGGAGACUUUGUUCUUUUUCUCCGUCCCUCAGUGUGAAGUGUUUAAUUUAGAAAAAUAAAAAGAGGAAGACGAUGAAACUGAGUCAAAGACACGACACCUCUGGUUACGACCUGUAGCGUUUAGUUUCAUCAUCACGAAGAGUAACUCAGCGGACUUCCUCCGAGUUAUUGUGAAAUCAAAUCAAAGAAAUUCAACGUGAACGUGCAGAUUUAAAAUCCUUUGACAUGUCGGUGCUGCCGUCUCUCAGUUCGACUAACCAUUUAAAACCUCCUGCAUUGCUGUUAGAGCAGCUGGUGCUACAUUUAAGACGAGAUCCUCCGGUCGCCUCUUUGCUCAACGUUUGGUGCUACGCUAAUCAAAUGUCGCACCUCAUAUUUUGCACUUGAACGACAUCUGUAUGUGACACUACACGGCUCGUACGUGUCAGCUGACUUCUCCCUGACACCUGCAUCUCUAGACUCGGACGAUGUCAGUAGGAACAUGAUUUUUUUUAUCACUCUAUAUUUUUGGAAAGGAUGAUUUCCCCCCCGUUCUGCGGAGUGCACGAGCCGGACGUUGGGUGUAGUGUUGACUUUAAAAACGGUACGAGUGCAUGUGAGAUUUGUUUAUUUGGUGCUCUUUAAAUUAUGUUUACAUUUUGUUUCCACAACGACUCUGUGAGGAGGGAUCGAACCGUGCCUUGACUCUGACUUCCUGCCAUUUUUUUGUCUUUCAGCAGUAAUUUGUAAUCAGAAGUUCUGUAAAUAAAAAAUGUACAGUGGCGAGUAUUAUUAUUA